AUGGUCGCCGUGGCCGCGCCUCGUACGCCAGUGCGUGUCCAUGCCAUCCCCUGCCAAGUCGGUGCGGCUAAUGGCCGGCCCUCUGCCCGCGCGGCUAACGGCCGGCCCUCUGCCCGCGCGGCUAACGGCCGGCCCUCUGCCCGCGCGGCUAACGGCCGGCCCCGACCCUCUGCCUGCACCCACGCGCCCUCACGGGCCACCUGGGGCGGCAUUAAAACCCCCCACAUCAGUAUUACCUUUCAGCGCUGGGGCCAGUCUACCUGUGUGAGCCUGGAGCCUCAGCUGAUGGUCACAAGAACAAAGAAAAUAUUUGUAGGUGGAUUAUCGGCAAACACGGUAGUGGAGGACGUGAAGCAGUAUUUCGAACAGUUCGGAAAGGUAGAGGACGCCAUGCUUAUGUUUGAUAAAACGACUAACAGACAUAGAGGAUUCGGCUUCGUCACCUUCGAGAGCGAGGACGUCGUAGAAAAAGUCUGUGAAAUUCACUUUCAUGAAAUCAAUAAUAAAAUGGUAGAAUGCAAGAAAGCCCAGCCAAAGGAGGUGAUGUUCCCGCCUGGGACACGGGGUCGUGCCAGAGGCCUACCCUACACCAUGGACGCCUUCAUGCUGGGGAUGGGCAUGCUGAGUUACCCAAACAUUGUCGCCACUUAUGGACGUGGAUACACUGGAUUCGCCCCAAGCUAUAGCUAUCAAUUCCCGGGCUUCCCGGCAACGGCGUAUGGACCUGUGGCAGCAGCGGCGGUGGCAGCAGCGCGUGGCUCAGGAAAGAGUCCUGGAGAAUGGGCACAAGGGCAGGCGUUUCAGAAUGAUGUCGGUGCCCCCUUCUACGAAGGUGUAACCCUGAGACGGUUCCCCGAUUACGGUUUCUAUUCCACGCCCAGUGACCACCGGGGGCCCCCCUGCUCCUUUGCGGACUAUGGCUCCCUGGGCCCCCAGGCUGCUCAGAUGCUGCAAAGUGAGCAUGCCACCUCAGCCUGCAACUCCCCCCUCCAGCACCUGCACAGCCCGGAUCAGUUUAAGAGCCCAGGCACCAAUCCGCCUCGGCCCGGAGCCUUCCCUGGCGCCAACAGCCCGGGCCCCGUGGCGGACCUGUACGGCCCCGCUAGCCAGGACUCCGGCGUGGGGAACUACAUAAGCGCUGCUAGCCCCCAGCCCGGGUCGGGCUUCGGCCACGGCAUUGCUAGUCUGUCGGGAGGCCAAGGGAAGACAGGCCGAAGCUUCUGAUUGGUUCUGUGUACAGGUGAUGUCAUCGACUUUCAAGCACUACAGCAUCACCCGCGGGAAAAGGGGCAGGAGGUGGCAGCACACAGAGAACAAAACAAGAUAAAAACGUAAAAAAUUCAUCUCAGAAAAAAUAUCUGCUGUACUAUAACCCAAAACCUGGCUUUUAAACACCUUUCAAGUCCUCUCUUAAUUAUGUUUAUAUGAUUUUAACCUGUUUAUCUUGUGUUAAACUUUUCCAGUUGAUUUCUUUCAGUAGCUGUUAAACGAUGGUUUUAAUUGCGUUUAAUGUUAUUUUCCCUUUUAGAGAAGUAACGGUGUAAAUGUAAAUGGGUUUAUUUUCCUUAUUUCCUUUUAUUUGGAGCUUGGUAUGUUUUGGUUACGUUAUGUACGUUUUGCGUUCGGUACUGAUCCUUUAAAGGAAAAAAAAAAUCAGGCCUUCAGGAGUCAUUUUGCACACAUGAGAAAAGACGAGUGGCGAUGCUUAGUAAAGUGUUUGAGAAGCUUUUAAUUCAAGUACAAAAAUGAGAGGGUAACUAACGAAUAAAUCUUAGUAACGGUGUUUUUUUUUGUUUUUUUUCCUGUGACGUCUUCGUUAACUAUUAUUACCUGUUUUGGGCAAUAAGAGGACUACAAUAUUUUCACAGUCCUUUUUUUAUAAAUGUUAUUUUUGUUGUCUUUCUUGUUAAAAUAUAGAUUUUUUUGUUUUCUUUUGAAUAACUUGUGAAUUCAGAUUUUAAAAAAAAUGUAGCUGUAAAUAUUAUUCCUGUCACUGCAUAUAACCAAUUGAGAGAGAGAUAUUUUUGUGAUGGUGUGUCGAGGCUGUAACUGCUGGAGCAGAGAGAUGUUUAAGAGGACAAACCUGUCAGGCUCUCUGCAGGAACCGAGAUCUGUCUGGAGCACAAACGUCGUUACUGCCCCACUGAGGACAAAAACCUACAAAAACACUGUUAGCUUGCUCUGUAAAUACUGUAGGCUUAUUAUUGACUGUACUAGUGUCAUACCAGCAUAGAUAGUAACUACAGGUGUACACAGCUUCUAAAAAAAAAAAAAAAAAUGGAAAAAAAAUGAGGUAACAUGAGAUACUCCAUGAUGCCUUUUAAGCAGGACAACUAGUUGCAUUAUGGUGGAGAAAAAAAAAGAGUUGCAUUAUGGGAAGUGUAUGCGAUUAUUUAAAAAAAUUCUUUUGUGUAAAAACAAAACUAUUAAUUCCAAAGCACACUUUUACCUUCUAUCAGUUUUGAAGUACAAGAUUCAAAUACUUGUCUAGCCAUUUCACACUGCUCUGUAUAAACCAAGGCUUUUUAAAAAACAAAAAACAUGCCUUUUGGGUUAGUCUGUUCCCCUGUUUGUUCCUUUUGUUUUGACGAGAAACAAAAUUCCUGGCUUCAAUGUGGCAGAGGCAAUAUGUAAAUUAAGUUUUGUUUUUCUGAAUUGGUAUGGAGUACUUUGAAUGAAUUAGGAAGGCAAACAUUUUAUAUUGUUACCUCAGUCCUGUGAGUUUUUCCGUAGAAGGGUUGACAGAUUAAUUUAUUUUUUGCGUAAACAGAUUGAAAUUAUGAAUGAAUUUUAAAAUCGUAAAAUAAAUCAUUGCACUGUGACUAGUAGGAAAAGAACUGACCAUUUUCUAUUUGCACAUGCUAAAUGUCUAUUUUAAAUGGUCUUUACCAGGGGAGGAAUGAAGGAUUAUUUAUGAGUUAUUAUUUUUCUCCAAUACUAACGCCUACAGAAGCAGACAGGUCAACAACUUGGCUCAUAGCAAGGAUACGUAUUAUAUAGAGCUGAAUUGCUGGAAUUUUAUUCUAUGGAUCGUAACAUGCAAACUUUGAAUAUUUCUAAAAACUGUUCGUAAACGUAUUUUCGAUAAAGCCGACAGAAGACACUGAAUCUAAUGUUCACAAUGUUAACCGUAGCUGCUGCGUGCUCGUUUGUCAUAUAUGGAGGGACUGGAUUAGCUCAAGUAAAAAAUGGCAUUUAUUGAGACGCUUUAAAAAAUAAAAAUUACGGAAAGAUUUUUAAAGAUUAUGGUUGAUUGAUGUAUAUGCUGUCGUUCUUUUGUUUCUUCCUGCUGCAGAUUUGUUUUAUAUGUACGUUAAUUUUAUUGUUUUUAUUUGACUUUUGUUCAGAACAACCAGGUUAAGCAAAAUGCUGGAUGCUUUUUAAAAUAACAUGGAGACUUGAUCAAGUAAUAAUUUAAACAAAAAGAAAAAAAGAAAACUAUAAUAUUAACUGUUCAAAAGAAACAUUUAAAAAACAAAAAAAAACAAAAAAAAAACUACUCUCCCUUGAACGAUUUCAAUUUUGGAUCAGGGGAUUUUUAU
This is a messenger RNA of Paramormyrops kingsleyae, 3542 nucleotides long. The record is from RefSeq and is a predicted model, not a curated record. NCBI's taxonomy places the organism in Eukaryota, Metazoa, Chordata, Actinopteri, Osteoglossiformes, Mormyridae.